Cyprinodon variegatus (sheepshead minnow) is the source of this 2060-nucleotide messenger RNA. Its product is annotated as muscarinic acetylcholine receptor M2-like. Gene Ontology annotation, cellular component: plasma membrane; dendrite; synapse. The transcript has 4 exons. Gene Ontology annotation, biological process: G protein-coupled receptor signaling pathway, coupled to cyclic nucleotide second messenger; regulation of smooth muscle contraction; chemical synaptic transmission. NCBI's taxonomy places the organism in Eukaryota, Metazoa, Chordata, Actinopteri, Cyprinodontiformes, Cyprinodontidae. The coding region runs from base 205 to 1545 and encodes 446 amino acids. Gene Ontology annotation, molecular function: G protein-coupled serotonin receptor activity; G protein-coupled acetylcholine receptor activity. The record is from RefSeq and is a predicted model, not a curated record.
CAGGGUACCCUCUGCUGCUCUGUCUACAUCAGUGCUGGCUCAAGGGAGGGAAAGAUGGACAAAAGCAAACUGCAGAAACAACAUAUCUGAGUGACUGUCUGUGGACGAGGAAAAGGUCUUCUUACAGGUUUCUAUCAAACUCUUGGAGGGAUUGUGCAGAUAUGACUGUAGCUUGAGGUCUCUCUAGGAGCGACAUCAGACAGGAUGGAGACUCCGAAUGAAGCUGACAUCAUUAACUUCACCAGUGGUGAUAACACCAGCCUCUUUUCAAGGAGCCCUUACACAGCAGUGGAGAUAGUACUCAUCGUCCUGGUUGCUGGAUCCCUGAGUCUGAUCACCGUCAUUGGAAACAUCCUGGUUAUGGUCUCCAUAAAGGUAAACAGGAACCUGCAGACCGUCAACAACUACUUCUUAUUCAGCUUGGCCUGUGCAGACCUUAUUAUUGGGAUCUGCUCUAUGAACCUAUACACUGUCUACACUGUGAUUGCCUACUGGCCUUUGGGAGCAGUGGUAUGCGACCUUUGGUUGGCUGUUGAUUAUGUCGUCAGCAACGCUUCAGUCAUGAACCUGCUCAUUAUAAGCUUUGACCGAUACUUUUGUGUCACAAAACCUCUAAGCUACCCAACCCGUCGCAGCACAAAGAUGGCCGGAUUGAUGAUCGCUGCUGCCUGGGUCCUGUCCUUCAUCCUGUGGGCUCCUGCCAUUUUAUUCUGGCAGUUCUUUGUAGGAGAAAGAACGGUGCCCCCUGAUCACUGCUUCAUCCAGUUCUUCUCUAAUGCAGCAGUGACAUUUGGGACAGCCAUAGCAGCCUUCUACCUGCCAGUAGCCAUCAUGAUCUACCUGUACUGGCGAAUCUCUAAGGCAAGCCGAAGCCGCAUGAGGAAGAACAGCAGGAAGACUUCAGGUACGAGUUUGGCAGAACCUCCCUCAAACAGCCAAGAGGAAGGCUGCGAAAACAACUGUGGCACAAAAAAGCAAGACAAGCAAGAGGAUGGUGUAGAUGGGACGGACGAGGACAUGUUGCAUCAGCAAAAUGGAACUGGGCCGUGUAGUGAAGAGCAAGUAGACCAGGUGGACUCUACAUCAGAGAUCGUCCAAGCUUCAACAUCCAAAGAUCCCUGUUCAUUGAGGAAGAGCACAAGUAUUGGUAAAAAUCAAACACAGCCUUCUCCACAGAUUUCAGCUAUUGAUCGACAAAGUAUGGUUGCAAGGACAUUACUCAUGGCCACAAAGCGUACUGUAACCGAGCGAGUCGUGACAAAGUGGAAAAGGAGAGGUAAUUCUUCCAGGGAGAGAAAGGUGACCAGGACCAUCAUGGCCAUCCUGAUCGCUUUUGUCGUCACAUGGACGCCCUACAACGUAAUGGUCCUCAUUAACACAUUUUGCUCCACCUGCAUCCCUAAAACGUUGUGGACCAUUGGCUACUGGCUAUGCUACAUCAACAGCACCAUCAACCCCGCCUGCUACGCCCUCUGCAACGCCACCUUCAAGAACACCUUCAAGCACCUGCUCCUGUGUCAGUACAAGAACAUUCGUGGUCGAUGAGGUUAGGAAAGGAGCUGACACUGAUGGACCCACUAAGCAUAAGUAGAUUCUGUGAGUUCCUGUGCACUUAAUUUAUUUAAAACCAUCAAAACUGUUAUGUGUACUUUUUUAUACUCUAAUAAAGACCUGCUACAGUUUUUAAAUCCAGUUUUUUUUAAAUCUCCAAUGAGCACUUGGGGAAAAAAUAUUUGAAUUGUUUGUUCCUGAACAUGUGCAAUCCAUUGAUAGUGAUGUUGUAAAUGUGUUGGAAAUGUACUAAAACUGCAAAAAUAACUAAACGUAUUAGGAUCCAAGACAGUUUAUUAGUAUGUUUUUUUCAGAGAGUAAAACACAAGAAUUGCUUUUAUUAGGCAGAGAAAAUUGAGGUAGCAAAUGUAAACUGCAUUAGCAAUGAUAAAUCUAGAUCUAGUCAGUUAUAUUAGGCUCACAUUAAUGGCGUCUGUAAUAUGUGAUGUUGUGACAAGAGAUUGUGAAAUCUGUUCACAUCACUUCUCUUUGAGAGAUGUUUUUUUUUU